This is a messenger RNA of Dacryopinax primogenitus, 1239 nucleotides long. Its product is annotated as Pkinase-domain-containing protein. Gene Ontology annotation, biological process: regulation of gene expression; protein phosphorylation; signal transduction. Gene Ontology annotation, cellular component: cyclin-dependent protein kinase holoenzyme complex; cytoplasm; nucleus. The record is from RefSeq and is a predicted model, not a curated record. The transcript is spliced from 6 exons. The coding region runs from base 153 to 1034 and encodes 293 amino acids. Gene Ontology annotation, molecular function: cyclin binding; ATP binding; cyclin-dependent protein serine/threonine kinase activity. Lineage: Eukaryota; Fungi; Basidiomycota; Dacrymycetes; Dacrymycetales; Dacrymycetaceae.
CUCACCGCAUCACUUCGUCUCGUCACGUCAACACCUCACCGACUCUCCCCACCACCCAGUCCAACAACAGAUUCCUUAUCCUAUCAUCAGUCCUCUCGUUUACUACCACCACGCCCUUCCCUCAACCAUAUCCCUGUCCAGCAGCUCUGUGAAUGGAGAAUUACACAAGAAUAGAGAAGAUCGGCGAGGGUACGUAUGGUGUCGUCUACAAGGCUCGACACAUUCAAACAGGCGAUGUUGUCGCGCUCAAGAAGAUUCGUUUGGAGGCAGAGGACGAGGGCGUGCCCAGCACCGCAAUCAGGGAGAUCUCCAUCCUCAAGGAGAUCCGGAGCGAGAACGUCGUAAGGUUGCUUGAUGUCAUCCACGGAGACGCCAAGCUCUACCUUGUCUUCGAGUUCUUAGACAUGGAUCUGAAGCGCUAUAUGGAGAGCGUCCCCCCCGACGGUCUUAACGCAGAUGUCGUCCGUAAAUUUACGUACCAACUCAUCAAGGGCCUGUAUUAUUGCCACGCUCAUCGGGUUCUGCACCGUGAUCUCAAGCCCCAAAAUCUUUUGAUUGACAAAAAAGGCAACCUCAAACUCGCUGACUUUGGGCUCGCUCGUGCGUUCGGCAUUCCUCUCCGCACCUACACCCAUGAAGUCGUCACCCUUUGGUAUCGUGCCCCGGAGGUCCUUCUCGGCUCGAGACAUUAUUCCACAGCCGUUGAUUUGUGGUCCGUUGGCUGCAUCUUCGCAGAAAUGGCGAUGCAUGGCCAGCCGCUCUUCCCAGGGGACUCGGAGAUUGACCAGAUCUUCCGUAUCUUCCGUACACUUGGUACACCAGACGAAGAUGUUUGGCCUGGGGUUCGGCAAUUGCCUGACUACAAGGCCUCCUUCCCGCAAUGGGCUCCUAUUGAUCUUUCCAAGCAAAUAUGGCGUCUCGACGAGGCCGGCUGGGAUCUUCUCCAGCGCACGCUUAUCUAUGAUACAGCGAAUCGUAUUUCAGCCAAACGUGCGCUUGUCCACCCUUACUUUGAGGGCUUCACCGAUUAUUAGGCUGCGGAGUCGGCUCAUGUUUUCCUUUCCUUAUCGCGAGCAUUGUAUUUCCAUCAUCCGUCCUUUAUGCCGCCAGCGACGUUUGCCUACACUUGCUGCAUCGUGUUCUUCACCGCAUCACUCACGACAGCACUCCUUGCACCUUAUCCCUCCUUUUUUUGUGCACAUGGACGUAAUUGAGGACGGUAACUUUCGUUCCGUUUUC